Pelmatolapia mariae (spotted tilapia) is the source of this 3085-nucleotide messenger RNA. Its product is annotated as vesicle-associated membrane protein-associated protein B/C-like. Gene Ontology annotation, cellular component: plasma membrane; endoplasmic reticulum membrane. Bases 284 to 1027 code for a protein of 247 amino acids. Lineage: Eukaryota; Metazoa; Chordata; Actinopteri; Cichliformes; Cichlidae. The transcript is spliced from 6 exons. Gene Ontology annotation, biological process: endoplasmic reticulum membrane organization. The record is from RefSeq and is a predicted model, not a curated record. Gene Ontology annotation, molecular function: FFAT motif binding.
UGACGUAGCCCUUUCCUUCCUCGUCUCCGCUGCUAGUAAAGUUAGCAGUAGCACCUUUUAGCCUCCAGCAGCUGUCGGUGGCAGUCAGUCAGCCAGCCUGUCAGUUCGAGUGGCGGUGUGUGUUUGUGCGAGUAUAAAUCCCCCCUCUUUAUUUACCCUCCCGUAGAAAAACCGAGGGCGGCCGGGUUGUUUCUUCGGGAGCCAGCUUGCUUCACCUCUGCGGGCCACCUGCGAUAAAAAAUAUUGUUGUCCUCUCCGUCACGACAGGAAGAAGCCCUGGGACAUGGCCAGACCAGAACAAGUCCUGUUGCUGGAGCCACAACACGAACUGAAAUUCAGAGGCCCAUUUACAGAUGUUGUCACCGCCACCCUGAAGCUGACCAACCCCACAGAUAGAAAUGUGUGUUUCAAAGUCAAGACGACCGCACCUCGCAGAUACUGUGUGCGCCCAAACAGUGGCAUCAUUGACGCUGGAACCUCCAUAAAUGUUUCUGUUAUGCUACAGCCUUUUGACUAUGACCCCAAUGAAAAGAGUAAACACAAAUUCAUGGUGCAGUCCAUGCUGGCUCCAUAUGACAUGACUGACAUGGAAGGAGUUUGGAAGGAGGCAAAGCCUGAAGAGCUGAUGGAUUCAAAGUUGAGAUGUGCAUUUGAGAUGCCUCUAGAAAAUGACAAAACUCAUGAGAGUGAAAUCAUCAAAACUGUGUCUUCCUCUGCCUCUGUUAAGACUGAGCACUCUGUCCUGCCCAAGUCAGCCAGCGCUUCGCUGGAUGAUGGAGAAGUGAAGAAGAUCAUGGAGGAGUGCAAGCGACUGCAGAUGGAAGUGCAGAGGCUACGGGAAGAAAACAAACAGAUCAGGGAGGAUGACGGUCUGCGGAAGAGAAAGGUGACACCAGUGGCCACCGCUCACUCCUCCUCCACCAUGGCCACCACAGCCGUGAGGGACGAAGGCCUAAGCACCCGCGUGCUGGCGUUCUGCGUGCUCUUCUUUGUGAUUGGAGUCAUCAUUGGCAAGCUGGCCCUGUAGGGACACAGACGGACAGAGCACAGUGACAGACGGACGGAUAGACCGCGUGCUUGGGAGGACGCGUGUCAGCAACGGCGACGGGGAUGUCUUCUGGGUUUAUGUUGAUCUGUUUCUUUCUUUUUUUUAAACAUUUAAGGCAAUAUCAUGAUGGUUUGGUGUAAAAAGAAAACGAAAGAAGGCUAUCCCAAGUUAAACCAUGAGUGCGAGCAUUUUUGUCACAGGUCCUUUUUUCUUUUUCUUUUUUUUCUUUUUCUUUUUCUUUCUUUUUUUUUUUUUUAAUCUGUUCUUUCCGUCCAUCUCUCUUCCUUAAAUGAUCUUCCUUAACUUGCACAGGUAACAGUUAGUCGUGUGUUUAAGUGGCUUCACUCUGGCUGAAUGUCUAAAGUCUUUCAUUGAUUUGCAAGUUUUCAUAAGUUGCUCACACACAUUGUCUGUUUAAAAAAAAAAAAAAAAGAAAAAAAAAGCUCUAACCCUCUUCUGAUAAUCUCUUCCACUUAUUAAUCUGCAAGGAGAGGUGAACACAGUUGAUCAGUGAAAGACUGUUUUAUUUUUUUUUCUUUCCUUUCUCUCUAGACUCAAGCUUCAUGUAUUGUCCUCUAAAGAGUUUGGGGUUUUAAAAAGAAAAGAAAAAGCCAGGAGAGAGAGUGUGUGUGUGUGUGUGUGUGUGUGUGUGUGUGUGUGUGUGUGUGUGUGUGUGUGUGUGUGUGUGUGUGUUUAUUUUGCCUCCUGCAGGAGCAGUGAUGUGUCGGACUGUGUGACUGUUUUUAUGCGAGGAGACCACAGACGGUGAGGCUCACAGGCUGUGAAGAGGGCUGGUUUAAAAAUGAAUAAAUAAUCCAAACAGAUUUCUUGUAUUCAGCAAAAAUGGGGGUGUUUGUUGAAAAUCUAAUUGAAUAUUUGGAUGAUUUAGUGUAAUCCAGACCAAGGAAUCUGUAGAAAUUCAGUAAAAUCAUGACUCAGUAAAUUCACAAUUAUGACUUCAAAAAAAGUGUUCUGUAUUGUGAUUUAUAUUUUAUUUUUUGGCUUCUUUUUUUGUUGUUUGUUUGUUUCAGAAACAAAGCUGUAAUUUACAUCUUCAUGCUUGGUUUUUGUUUUAUUUUUUUUUAUUUUUUUUUGUUUGUUUGUUAAUUACUUCCUCAGGUUUGCACACAGUGACGCUGAACAGAAAAAAAUAAAUAAAAAGCCUAAUUUCUGACUACAAAGCUGUGGACAGGUCAUGCAAAACCGACUCUUACUUAUCCAUACACAUCAGAGUAUGUAAUACGAGUUCUGACCAGUCUAUUGAAUUUUGCCCAUGGUGCAUUGACUUUGCGCCCUCUGGUGUAUUACAGCAGUUGUUUGCCUUUUUUUUUUUUUUUUGUUUCUCUUCUUCCUCUCGUGUUGUCAUGUAGACACUUUGCUUCUGUUGUUUAAAAUAUUCAAAUGCACUAUUCUCACGUGUGCACUCUGUAGUCUGCAUGGAAUGACCUGAAUUUAUUAUGAUUAUUUUAUUUUUUGAGUGUUGAAAAAUCCAUGUUAGCAAAACCAACAAACAAAAAAAUACUGUCUUUUCCAAAAGGGACCAUCUUGAGUCUGGUUAUCAGUUUGUGUGUGUGUGUUUUUGUUUCCUUUGCCGUCACCUUUUCCGUUUGUGUCCUGUUGAGUUCUGGUGGUUGUGAGAUAACACAGCUGUAUUAUCUUGGCCAUCACAUGACCAUCUCGGCUGAUUCAUUUCUUCAAAAGUUAAAAAAAAAACAAUGAAUAUCUGCUUAUUUGCAUGGGGCUGGGCGGGGAGGGGGUCAGAUAUGUCUGGAUGUGGGCAGCUGUGAGAGGACUGACCUGUGAAUACACACUACAUUAAAGGAUUUAAAAACGACAAAGGCAUCAGCGCUUCAGACCACACCUGCAGAUACAGUCACAACAAUGUAAUCACACAGUAAUUGGAUACUCUUUUUGUAUGUAAAUAAAAAUUAAAGACUCAAAAGAUAACUGGCAAAGUUAUUAACAUACUGUACUAAAGGAAGAAAAUAAACAGCCACCAUGGAUGAUGUAGCAUCAUAAUGAAUUAAAAUACAUAAA